Messenger RNA from Arabidopsis arenosa, 1265 nucleotides. The record is from the annotation of a GenBank genome assembly. NCBI's taxonomy places the organism in Eukaryota, Viridiplantae, Streptophyta, Magnoliopsida, Brassicales, Brassicaceae.
AAAUUUUGCCGAAAGAAACAAUCUUUGAGUUUGAUUUCUUCUUCCUUCCUUCUCUAAUGGAUUCCAGAGAUACCCCACCGUCACAUAACCAGCUUCAACCACCACCGGGAAUGUUAAUGUCUCAUUACCGUAACCCUAACGCCGCCGCCGCAGCAUCAAUGGUUCCUACUUCCACAUCUCAAUCGAUUCAACAUCAUCAUCGUCUUCCUUUUGGCAAUCAACAACAACAACAAUCUCAAACGUUUCAUCAGCAACAACAAAUGGAUCAGAAGACUCUUGAAUCGCUUGGUUUUGGUGAUGGAUCGCCUUCUUCUCAACCGAUGCGAUUCGGGAUCGAGGAUCAGAAUCAGAAUCAACAACUACAAGUGAAGAAGAAGCGAGGAAGGCCAAGAAAGUAUACUCCUGAUGGUAGCAUUGCUUUAGGUUUAGCUCCGACGUCUCCUCUUCUCUCUGCAGCUUCUAAUUCUUAUGGUGGUGGUGGUGGUGAGGGUGGUGUUGGAGAUAGUGGUGGAGGAGGAGGAGGAAAUGGUAACUCUGCUGAUCCUCCUGCUAAACGAAACAGAGGAAGACCUCCUGGUUCUAGCAAGAAACAGCUUGAUGCUUUAGGAGGAACUGCAGGAGUAGGGUUUACACCACAUGUCAUUGAAGUGAAGACAGGAGAGGACAUAGCGUCAAAGGUGAUGGCUUUUUCGGAUCAAGGGCCACGAGCAAUUUGUGUUCUUUCUGCGAGUGGUGCGGUUGGUAGAGUGACGCUUCGUCAAGCUUCUCAUUCUAGUGGAAUCGUUACUUAUGAGGGACGAUUCGAGAUCAUUACUCUCUCAGGCUCGUUUUUGAAUUAUGAGGUAAAUGGUUCCACCAACAGAAGUGGUAACUUGAGUGUGUCUUUGGCUGGACCCGAUGGCCGGAUUGUAGGUGGCAGUGUAGUUGGUCAGCUAGUAGCUGCAACACAAGUCCAGGUCAUAGUAGGAAGCUUUGUUGCGGAAGCAAAGAAACCGAAACCAAGUAGCAUUAACAAUGCUCGGGGCCAGAAUCCUGAACCAGCUUCAGCGCCAGCUAACAUGUUGAACUUUGGAUCAGUCUCUCAAGGGCCAUCGAGCGAGUCAUCAGAAGAGAAUGAGAGCGGUUCUCCUGCAAUGCACCGUGACAAUACUAAUGGGAUUUAUGGAGCUCAACAACAACAACAACCCCUUCAUCCUCAUCCGAUGCAAAUGUACCACCAUCUUUGGCCUAAUCAUGGUCAAUAAAAUGGACUUGCUCCAGAAAUU